Cucumis sativus (cucumber) is the source of this 1865-nucleotide messenger RNA. Its product is annotated as calcium-dependent protein kinase SK5. The transcript has 7 exons. Gene Ontology annotation, molecular function: ATP binding; calmodulin binding; calcium ion binding. The record is from RefSeq and is a predicted model, not a curated record. NCBI's taxonomy places the organism in Eukaryota, Viridiplantae, Streptophyta, Magnoliopsida, Cucurbitales, Cucurbitaceae. Gene Ontology annotation, cellular component: cytoplasm; nucleus. Bases 157 to 1668 code for a protein of 503 amino acids. Gene Ontology annotation, biological process: protein autophosphorylation; intracellular signal transduction; peptidyl-serine phosphorylation.
AAAGUCUGUCUGUUUUAAGUCAUAUUUAAUUUCAACUAGGAAGAGGGAAGAAGGAAAGAGAGAGAGAGAAGGGUGUGAUUUGGUCCAGGAAUCUGCUUCCUUGUGGUAUUGGGUCCCUCCCGUUUUGCCCAUUUUUCCCAAAGGCGACCGCCAUUAAUGAGUAAAUCAAGCUCUGCAACUCCACCUCCAUCGGCAAAACCCUCAUGGGUCCUCCCUUAUCGGACCCAACCCCUCACCGAUUUCUACACCCUUGGCAAAAAGCUGGGCCAAGGUCAAUUUGGCACAACUUUUCUUUGCACUGACAAACAAACUGGAUUCAAUUAUGCUUGUAAGACCAUCCCCAAGCGGAAGCUUCUUUGCAAAGAGGACUAUGAGGAUGUUUGGAGGGAGAUUCAGAUAAUGCACCAUUUGUCUGAGCAUCCCAAUAUUGUCAGAAUCAAGGGCACUUAUGAAGAUCCUGUCUCUGUUCAUUUGGUAAUGGAGCUUUGUGAGGGUGGAGAGCUGUUUGAUAGGAUCGUUCAAAAGGGGCAGUACAGUGAGAGAGAAGCGGCUAAGCUUAUAGGGGUUAUUGUGAGUGUGUUGGAGUCUUGUCAUUCGCUUGGAGUUAUGCAUAGAGACCUUAAACCUGAGAACUUUCUAUUUCAAAGUGUGGAUGAGGAUGCUGCUCUUAAGGCCACUGAUUUUGGCCUCUCUGUCUUCUACAAGCCAGGGGAGACUUUUUCUGACGUUGUCGGUAGUCCGUACUACGUUGCACCAGAUGUGCUACGCAAGCAUUAUGGACCCGAAUCUGAUGUUUGGAGUGCAGGAGUUAUCUUAUAUAUCCUAUUAAGUGGGGUACCUCCAUUUUGGGCAGAAACAGAAAUAGGGAUCUUCAGACAAAUAUUACAAGGACGACUGGAUUUUGAAUCAGAGCCAUGGCCUGGUAUCUCAGCAAGUGCAAAGGAUCUCAUACGAAAAAUGCUUGACAGAAAUCCAAAGCGAAGGCUAACUGCUCAUGAAGUCCUCUGUCAUCCAUGGAUUGUAGAUGACAAAGUUGCACCUGAUAAACCUCUGGACUCGGCAGUAUUAUCACGCUUGAAACAAUUCUCUGCUAUGAAUAAGCUAAAGAAGAUGGCUCUAAGAGUAAUUGCUGAAAGGCUUUCUGAAGAAGAAAUCGGGGGUCUGAAAGAGUUGUUCAAGAUGAUAGACACAGACAACAGUGGAACAAUAACGUUUGACGAACUAAAAGAAGGCUUAAAACGUGUAGGCUCUGAACUUAUGGAGUCUGAGAUUAAGGAUUUGAUGGAUGCAGCAGACAUUGACAACAGUGGAACAAUAGACUAUGGUGAAUUUCUUGCUGCUACAAUUCAUCUGAAUAAGCUAGAGCGGGAAGAGAAUUUGUUGUCAGCCUUCUCAUAUUUUGAUAAGGAUGGUAGUGGUUUCAUAACCAUCGAUGAGCUUCAACUAGCUUGCAAAGAGUUCGGCUUGAGUGAACUGCAUCUUGAUGAUAUGAUUAGUGAAAUCGACGAAGACAAUGAUGGACGUAUUGAUUAUGGGGAAUUCGCAGCAAUGAUGAGAAAAGGCAAUGGAGGAGUUGGAAGGAGGACGAUGAGAGGGCCGAUGAAUUUAGGAGAUGCUCUCGGGUUGUCAGCAAGUGCCAACAACCAAUCUAUCGAAAAUCCUACCUGAGAUGCUUAUAUAUCUUAUUUGUGUAUCUUGGAAUUCUUCAACACAAAAAGCUUUGGUCCUAUUUAUGGUUCCAUAAACUUUUCUAAAAAAACAAAAACUAGGCGUCCUUACUGUGCUAAAUCUCAUUUGAGAAACAGACAUUUAAAUGGAAGACAUCAGAUGAAAUUAUUUCAGCAAAAACAGAUUAUACGAAUUAA